AUGCCAGAAUCAUCCUGCAGCACCAACACUAUUUUCAGUCAUUAUAAUCGCAGAAAGUGUUAUAACAUAGCUGAUGUUAAUGCUACCGCUCUUGUUCACAACUCUGAUGCCAAUAGGUGUUGUCACAACAGCGAAGAACACGGCGAUAACAAAGUGGGUCGUCGGAAAAACCAAAGAAUUGUGGGCUACUAUCACAACGAUGAAGAUAAUGAUGACGAGCAUGAGAAUGAUGAUGAUGAUAAUGGCUGCUUUGCUAGUUGGUACGGAGGAAUGUCUGAGGGCGAACCGCGGCAACGGCUUCAACAUUUCGUAGUGGUAAAAUGGCAAAGACAGUAUUUCAAGGAAGUCUCACGUUCUGAUCAGUUUGUUAGGAGUUUUGUAUUAUUUAUUGCUCUAUGCUUCGGAGUUUCGCUGUCUUCCGCUUGUCCAGAAAUUAUUUCAACAAUCUGUCGAUGCGACGAUUCGCACCAUGGAAUCGUCUUGCGAUGCUCCCACAGCGAUGGCGCUCAAGCAGUCCAGCUGCUACGCGCCAAUCAGAUCAAUCUGGGCUUGAUCCAACAACUUGAGCUGCAAAAUUCUGGACUGCAUCAUAUCCCAGCCGGAUUUUUUUCCGGUCUGUUUAUCAAAAAACUGGACUUGUCACAUAACAGCAUUGCGGAUAUUGACGAAAAUGGAUUCUUGGGAAUGAGCAGUGUUCUGCAGGAGCUCAUAUUACACCAUAAUAAUUUAACCCGACUACCCGCUAAAGCACUGGUGCCACUGUCAGCGUUGCUGAGACUCGAUUUAUCCAACAAUUCAAUCGGCAAUAUAGAAGCAGAAGACGCCAUACCACCGCUGUCUAAGCUGUACGAUAUUAAUUUGGCAAAUAACCGCAUAUGCCUAAUACAAAAGAAUGCAUUCGACGAUGUCAAGUACACUGUUCAGACUAUCAAUCUCGGCAAGAAUUGCUUGAAAGAAGUUCCAGCGCCAGCGAUCAGAGGAUUCAAGCAACUCAUGGCACUGCAUCUGCACAGCAACAAUAUCACAGCGCUCGAAGCACUGUCCUUUAUGAACCUACCACUAAUGAAUUUAUUGAAUUUGGCAUCUAACCUGAUCUCUGACGUCCAUAAGCAAGCAUUCCUCAAUGUACCAAACUUACGAUUUCUGUAUUUGACUGGAAAUCAAAUUACUGAAAUUCGACCGCGCCAGUUUGCCUCAUUCGGACAACUGGAAAUGGUCGACUUGACAGGCAAUCAACUAACUAAGCUGCAAGCCGAGGGAUUUUCGGAUUUGCAAAAUAUCCGACAAUUGUAUCUUGGUGAUAACCGCAUUGACACAAUAGAACCGCGAUGCUUCACAAACAGCUCAGUUAUUAUCUUGGUGCUCAGCAAGAAUAACCUCAAGGAACUCCGAAAGGGAAUGUUCGAUGGUCUGGACAAAAUGCAGCAGCUUGUGCUGAAGGAUAACCAGGCAGUGAUUCAGUUCAUUGACCAGAACAGUUUUUAUUCGAACCCGAGUUUGGCAAUGAUCGACCUGAGCAAUAACAAACUAAUGGACAUACCACCAUCAACAUUCCUGGCCCAAAUCAAUCUUUUUCUGAUUGAUUUAAGCGGUAAUAAAUUGUUGCGCACGCCAUACGGAGCAUUUAGUCGACGCGUGAAAACCGUCCUUUUACAAGAGAACCCUCUUGUUUGUUCGGAACGCGUACAUAUGCUACAGCAAGGUGUCGGUAUCUACGUGGCAAGCAGUGCGGAUGCAGUCUGCAGGCCAAAUAAACUUCCAGCGCAUAAUUUGACAAAUGCAGCUAAUAGUGCAGUUGGCGAAUCUGCAGCUGUAGAUUCGAAUGCAAAAACACAGUUGGAGGAAAAAGUAGUGUCGUUCAAAACACCGGCUAUUAUCCGUCCAUUUUCAACCAUCGAAAAUGAGGUGACGAAAUCACUUAAUGAAGCAGAAGAUCAAAGUAACAUCGAACGCAUGACGCCCGUUCGACCUGUUAAUGCAUUGGUCAACGCUCAACCGGUUGCUGUACCACGGCCGUCACAAAGACCCUCUAUGGGUGAGCUGCCGGAGCUCGGAGUAAGGAACCUAGGUUCUGAUUCUGAAACUGGAGUUGAAAAACAUGGUCCGAGGAGAAACGACAACAGCAGAAAGCCAGAAGAUCCUGGAACAAAUAACAAAACCGGAUCUGUUGACGGCAACCAAAUUCUUGUGGAAGAUACAAAAAUGAUUCAGCCGCUUCCGACACCAUUCCGGAAUCGCCCCAUAACUUAUGUCGAAAACAUGUUGACCACAGACCGGACAUCCAGGAAGCAAACAGUACUAGCACCAACUUAUAUCGACAACAACACGCUGACCGCAGGCUGGGCAUCUAGGAAUCAAACGGUAUCCCGAGUAGAGACACUACCUCCAAGCAUUGUGAUCGCAGAUAGCGCACAAGAUAUUGAUCGAAUUGGCUUAUUACCGCCAGUACCUGAAUCCAAUCAAAUUGAAGCCGUUGCAGUUAGGGAUGCCGAAGAGAAUGGAGCUCCAUCGGUGAUAAUCAUGGUCUGUCUGUGCACAGUGAUCGUUGUCAUGUGUGCGGUAUUUAUUGGUCUAUCUAUCGCGCGGUAUCGACGCAUGGGUAUAGUUCACGGAUCAAUGACAACCAACAGCUCAGCUGCAGCGCGCACUAAUGCUUAUGUAGCAGCUCAACUGGAUAUGAUCUAUGGGACCGUACAACGCAAUCGGAAUGCAGACGGGCAGCCGUGGAUAUACGCGCCGGAUGCAAAUGCCAGUUAUUAUAAAUAA
Gongylonema pulchrum is the source of this 2766-nucleotide messenger RNA. The record is from the annotation of a GenBank genome assembly. NCBI's taxonomy places the organism in Eukaryota, Metazoa, Nematoda, Chromadorea, Rhabditida, Gongylonematidae.